AUGGUACCAACUGGAGGCAAGAAGCAGAAGAAGAAGUGGUCCAAGGGCAAGGUCAAGGACAAGGCCCAGCACGCUGUCGUUCUCGACAAGCAGACCAACGACAAGCUCCAGAAGGAUGUCCAGUCCUACCGCCUCAUCACCGUUGCCACUCUCGUCGAUCGCUUGAAGAUCAACGGUUCGCUCGCGCGUCAAGCUCUUAACGACCUCGAGGCCAACGGUCAGAUCAAGAAGGUUGUCGGACACUCCAAGCUCAGCAUCUACAGUAUGUCACCACAAAUGCAUUUCCAAAGAUCCACGUGUUACGAAACCUUGGAAGAUUUGGAGAUCGUAUGA
Molecule: messenger RNA, 333 nt
Organism: Alternaria ethzedia
Lineage: Eukaryota; Fungi; Ascomycota; Dothideomycetes; Pleosporales; Pleosporaceae
Gene: RPS25
Product: 40S ribosomal protein S25
Exons: 3
Coding region: 1-333 (110 amino acids)
Cellular component (GO): cytosolic small ribosomal subunit
Molecular function (GO): structural constituent of ribosome
Source: RefSeq, a predicted model, not a curated record